CAGUUGAGUUAAAAGAAACUUUUUUUUUUUCUUUUUGUAACUCAACUAAAAAGUGGAAUUAUUAGUCAGGUGAUCCAAAAGGAACAGCAGAGUAGUAUGCCCAUUACUUCACAGGUUGUAGAGGGCCUUGAUAAUAAUUCAAUUUGAGAUAAUAAUUCCAAGUAUCUCCAUGUGGAAUUCUUCCUUUUUACUAGCUAGCUAGCUCACUCCAGCUUAUCUUGUUCUCCCUCUUUUUUCUUUGCUCUCUUUAUUUGAACUGUGUCACUUUCCUCACACAACUCUACUGUGGAUUUGAGAGCUGUAUUCCUCUCCGAUAUAGUGAAUUUCUCUCCUCCUUUGCUCGUGGUUUUUUCCGUCGAGAAUUUCCACGUAAAUCUCUUCUCACCAUGUGGGAAUCAGAGACUGAGUCUGUCAGUGGAAGAGGACUUCUCAGCUCCAGCAAACAUGGGGUGAAGACUGAUGGUUUUGAGCAACAAGGACAGUCUUGGUAUGUAGCAACUGAUAUUCCCAGUGACCUUUUAGUUCACAUUGGAGAUGUUAGUUUCCACUUACACAAGUAUCCGUUGCUUUCGAGAAGUGGAAAGAUGAACAGAAUGAUAUAUGAAUCAAGGGAUGAAGAAUUGAGCAAAGUAAGUUUAGAUGACUUACCAGGUGGAUCUGAGGCAUUUGAGUUAGCAGCAAAAUUCUGCUAUGGAAUUGCUGUUGAUCUCACAGCAACCAAUAUCUCCAGUUUACGAUGCGCAGCAGAGUACCUAGAAAUGACUGAGGACUUAGAAGAGGGCAACCUAAUAUUCAAAACUGAAGCUUUUCUUAGUUAUGUAGUUUUAUCAUCAUGGAGGGACUCCAUACUGGUAUUGAAGAGUUGUGAAAGGUUAUCACCAUGGGCAGAAAACCUCCAAAUUGUUCGAAGAUGCAGCGAGUCAAUUGCAUGGAAAGCGUGCGCCAAUCCAAAAGGAAUAAAAUGGCAAUACACUGGCAAACCCUCUAGUGUUUCCAGCCCUAAAUGGAAUGAAAUGAAGGAUUCGAGCCCGAGCAGAAACCAGCAAGUACCCCCUGACUGGUGGUUUGAAGAUGUCUCUACUCUCAGAAUUGAUCACUUUGUCAGAGUUAUUACUGCUAUUAAGGUAAAGGGAAUGAGACAUGAACUGAUUGGUGCUGUCGUUAUGCACUAUGCUGCUAGAUGGCUCCCGGGGCUAAUUAAAGAAGAAUCGGGAUCAUUGGACGAAGGUAGCAAUAGCAGUAAUAGUAAUGGCAUUAGCAGCAGUAGUUGGAAAGGAGGUCUUCAUAUGAUAGUUUCAGGAUCUAGAGAUCAAGUAACAAGUGUUCAAGCCAAAGAUCAAAGGAUGAUUAUCGAAAGCCUAAUUAGCAUAAUUCCACAGCACAAGGACAAUGUUUCGUGUAGCUUCCUUCUUCGCCUUUUGAGAAUGGCAAACCUGCUGAAAGUUGCUCCUGCACUUGUAACAGAAUUGGAGAAACGAGUUGGGAUGCAAUUUGAGCAGGCUACAUUAGCCGAUCUACUCAUACCAUCCUACAAUAAAAGCGAUACAUUGUAUGAUGUGGAUCUUGUUCAGAGGCUUUUGGAACAUUUCUUAGUUCAAGAGCAAACAGAAAGUUCAAGCCCUAGUAGAAGUUCGUUUUCUGAUAAAAAUAUGCAUGAUUCAAAUCAAAGGGGUACUAAUCUCAAUGCCAAGAUGAGAGUAGCAAGGCUUGUCGACAGUUACCUAACAGAAGUAUCCAGAGAUAGAAAUCUUUCCUUGACAAAUUUUCAGGUCUUGGCCGAGGCUUUGCCAGAAUCAGCAAGAACUUGUGAUGAUGGAUUGUAUCGAGCAAUUGAUUCAUAUCUUAAGGCCCAUCCAACUCUCUCAGAACACGAAAGAAAGCGGCUCUGCAGGGUGAUGGAUUGCCAAAAACUCUCUAUUGAUGCUUGCAUGCAUGCUGCUCAGAACGAAAGGCUUCCACUAAGAGUAGUGGUGCAAGUCCUCUUUUCUGAGCAGGUGAAGAUCAGCAAUGCAAUAUCCAGAAGCUCACUCAAAGAUGCAGGAGAUUCUCAUUAUCAACCCCUAGCAGUAUCAAACCGCAAAUCAUUGCUCGAAGCAACACCGCAAUCAUUUCAAGAGGGAUGGACUACAGCCAAAAAAGAUAUCAACACUCUAAAGUUUGAACUGGAGACUGUGAAAGCUAAGUACCUACAACUCCAGAAUGACAUGGAUAACUUACACAGACAGUUAGAUAAGAUCACUAAACCAAAACAAGCCUCGGGUUGGACUGCAGGUUGGAAAAAGUUAGGCAAGCUAACCAAGAUGACUAAUUUAGAAUCCAAUGAUAGCAGUCCUCAUGCCCCAAAUACAGAACACACAAGGAAGACCCCCAGAAGAUGGAGAAAUUCCAUUUCCUGAUUAAUCCAAAUGUUACAAGAGAACAAGACUACUGACUACCAGAUACACGAUACGAACUGUGUUCCCAUGUGUUUGAAUUUCUCAUUUCCUUUCCUAUCUAAGAGGCCUCUGGCAGAAAUGCAAGGUAAGGAUGCGUACAAUACACCCUUGUGGCGGGGCCCUUCCCCGGACACUGCGCAUAGUGGUAGCUUCAGUUCACUGGGCUGCCCUUUUUUUUUUUUUCUUUCCUAUCUAAGAGUGUGGUCAAAAGGUUACUUUUCCUUCCCCAAAAUUUACUUGAUUAUAGCAUCAAUUCAUCAUUUAUUUCCUUGUUUUUUGGAUUUUUUUUUUCCCUGUAUUCUUUGCAUCAUGAAAAGUAUGAAUUGCUUUUUGACAGUAAAGUAAUAUAGUUAAUUACCUGCAAUUAGCUA
Molecule: messenger RNA, 2806 nt
Organism: Capsicum annuum
Lineage: Eukaryota; Viridiplantae; Streptophyta; Magnoliopsida; Solanales; Solanaceae
Product: root phototropism protein 3
Exons: 5
Coding region: 387-2396 (669 amino acids)
Molecular function (GO): protein binding
Source: RefSeq, a predicted model, not a curated record